Molecule: messenger RNA, 402 nt
Organism: Fusarium proliferatum ET1
Lineage: Eukaryota; Fungi; Ascomycota; Sordariomycetes; Hypocreales; Nectriaceae
Product: putative RPS16B-ribosomal protein S16.e
Exons: 4
Coding region: 1-402 (133 amino acids)
Biological process (GO): maturation of SSU-rRNA from tricistronic rRNA transcript (SSU-rRNA, 5.8S rRNA, LSU-rRNA); translation
Cellular component (GO): ribosome; cytosolic small ribosomal subunit
Molecular function (GO): structural constituent of ribosome; RNA binding
Source: RefSeq, a predicted model, not a curated record
AUGUCUACUCAGUCAGUGCAGUGUUUUGGUAAAAAGAAGACCGCCACCGCCGUUGCUCACUGCAAGGCUGGCCGCGGUCUCAUCAAGGUCAACGGACGACCUCUCUCUCUCGUCCAGCCCGAGAUCUUGCGCUUCAAGGUCUACGAGCCUCUUCUUGUUGUUGGCCUUGACAAGUUCGCCAACGUAGACAUCCGCUGCCGCAUCUAUGCCAUCCGACAGGCCAUUGCCAAGUCCCUGAUCGCCUACUACCAGAAGUUUGUCGAUGAGCACUCCAAGAACCUCCUCAAGCAGGCUCUUGUCCAGUUCGACCGAACCCUCCUCGUUGCCGACAACCGCCGAUGCGAGCCCAAGAAGUUCGGUGGUAAGGGUGCCCGCUCUCGCUUCCAGAAGUCUUACCGUUAA